This is a messenger RNA of Wasmannia auropunctata (little fire ant), 4573 nucleotides long. It is a transcript of the gene ckn, whose product is annotated as caskin-1. Bases 297 to 2684 code for a protein of 795 amino acids. The record is from RefSeq and is a predicted model, not a curated record. Gene Ontology annotation, molecular function: protein phosphatase binding; signaling adaptor activity. Lineage: Eukaryota; Metazoa; Arthropoda; Insecta; Hymenoptera; Formicidae. The transcript has 8 exons. Gene Ontology annotation, biological process: cell surface receptor protein tyrosine phosphatase signaling pathway; axonogenesis. Gene Ontology annotation, cellular component: focal adhesion; axon.
CCAACAGUUGUAUUUGGGACUGUCUCUGUGCUUUUCCUUUAUAAGACUUUUGACGAUCAGUCAAGUUGUUUGAUCGACCAAAUUCGAUACAUUAUUGUGUAUUUUCUUAAUUUUUAUUCUAUCGACUCUUAAAUAUCAGAUAUUAAUAAGUGCCAAUUGUCGAGAUAUAUGAAAGGAAAUCAAUGGAACGUCACUAAAGUGUGACUCAUGUGAAUUUAUGGUGAUAAUCGUGCAUCAGAAUUUUAAAAAUUCUGUCUACAUUCAAAACGAUUUGGAAUAAAUUCCAAUAGAUUACAAUGGCGAUCACUGCCGUAACGAAUUGUCUGGGUCCUCCGCCCUUGCCACCUGGAAAACGAUUUCUGCAAAAGUCCUCGAGAAAGUUGUCGUCCACCUACAAAAGUUUUCGCGAUCCCGCUAUAGAGACCUGGCUUUCUCAUGGAAUUCCGGAAAAUUUAAUGGCGAAAUUACACCUAAACGAAAUGCCCGUGAGCAAGAUCGGUGUCAAUCAGAACCUGUUUAGGAGCUGUUCCGAAGGCAAUCUGCGCGCCCCGCGUGAGAACACAACAGUACUGCCGAGCAGUACGCCCCUGAACAAAUGCAUCAGAGCCAUUUAUGGUAGUUGGAAAAAUCUAUUACAUCUUGGCGGUAUGAGCCGGCCAUCUAAAGCCGUGACUCAAGCGAAGAAAGUAGCGCCACCAGCUGUACCAGACGUAUUUCGACACUCCGGUUCCUCUUUUGGUUCGGCUGGAUAUGCUAGCAGCGAAGAUAGCUGCUUCCUCUCCGGAAGCGGCCCCGGAGGCACGGCAGACGAUGGUUCCUACGGGAUGCCAUCUGGAAAAAGUCCAGGACCUAUUUUUACGCAUUCGGGUUUUGCCUUUCCGCCGGUGAUCGGCAAGUAUGCCCACGCCGAAGAUCAAGGUAUCGAUAUGACCCAGAGUCCUGGUAGAGACAGUCCUGGUAGUUCUGGAUCAGGUUCCGGCUCUAGACAUUCUACGGCGUCAUUGGAUUCUGGAAGAGCGUCUGGAUAUCACUUGGGACCUAGAGGACCCGGUGCUCUUGCCUCAUCUCCUAGAUGCUCCAUUAGUUCCCUCGGGAGUCAUCCUGACCGACCGGCAGACCUCGACGUCGUUCACGCUUGGUUAACUGAGCUUCAAUUUGAGGAAUACUUCCCCUUGUUCGCUUCCGCAGGUUAUGACCUUGCUACCAUAACGCGCAUGACACCGGAGGAUCUCACGGCUAUAGGCAUCAAGAAACCCAAUCAUAGGAAACGAUUAAAAGCGGAAAUAGACAAUUUGAAUAUAGGAGAUGGAUUACCAGAACACGUGCCCGGAUCGCUGGAAGAAUGGCUUAGGCUUCUCAGGCUCGAGGAAUAUCUUGGCGCUCUUCAUCAACAGGGUAUGCGAUCCGUCGAAGACGUGACAACUCUCACUUGGGAGGACCUUGAAGACAUUGGUAUCGUACGAUUAGGGCAUCAGAAAAAAUUAUUGUUAGCAAUUAAGAGAGUUAAGGAUAUUCGCGCUGGCAAACGUAUACAACCACUUGACCUGGCGCGCCUGCCGCCACAUCCUGGACACACGCAGGACGUUGUUAUUCAACGAGGUGGACCUGAUUUACCAUCGCCUGAUGAAGAUUGUUCCUCGCCUGUACUUAGAUCUUUUCAAAGGGGCGGAAGCGACGCUACUUCUUGUGUUACUUGGAAAAGUAUGUACGCUGCGUUUCCAACUGACUACAAUACAGUCGGCCGUACUAGCUCCCGAGGAAAAUCCUUGGAAAGUUUAGAAGACGCUCCACUUGUCUAUCCUCCAUCACCGGCGCCUACGUCGCAUCCACAACCCCUCGAGUGGCGUCCACGCAGUUUUGAGGAUGGCGAUCUUACACCUACAAAUGAUGCUUCCGUUGUGGAUGCUGGUGGCGGCACUCUUCCACGACCAAGACAUUGCCUCGUUCGUCCACGGCCCGUAGCCAAGGUCACUGCAACACCAGGUCAAUAUAAAUCCUUGCCGAGAGAUUUGGAUAACAAAUAUCAAUUAACGUACGGACUCGAAAGUAGUCCACAUCUUCCAAAACGAUGUCCUCCAUCACCACCAAGGCGUCAGAGCUCCAGAGACACAACUAGUUCUUCCGUGAUCGGCGUUAGCGGCACAGCGGUGGGUGACGUCGUGAUAGACUGCAGCGGGCCGGUGCCAACCGCUUCGUGCGACGAUCAUCACAUUCAUCAACAUCAUCAUCAGCAUCAUCAUCUGCUUCAUCACCCAGUGCCACCACCACCGGCGCCUACGCCGGCACCCUCCACACCGUCACAACUAAAUCGACCGUCUUCUUCCAUGUCACGUUCGUGGGGUAGCGUCAGCGUUAAUAUUAACGAAGAGCAUGAGCUAAUCGCAACUCUCGCCCUGCAGCAUCGCAACGGAUCAGAUGCUAGUUUUAAAUCAAGUUCCAGUACAGAAUCAGAUUCAUUGCCAUUUGCUAAUGAGAAUGCCGGCACGAUAAAGCAGAGGGCCAAUCGGGCACAGGAGUACAUGGCAGGUGGUCCUAAUAGUAAUAUCGGCGGUCACAUGGUCAAUCAUUCCAAUGGUGGUGAACCGGCGGAUGUUUUGAACGACAUUGGGAAUAUGCUUGCCAAUCUUACAGAUGAGCUCGACGCAAUGCUCGAAGAGGAGAAACGCCAGGGCCUGAACUCAUAAUCAUCACUGCCUUCGUUUGCACUUUUCUAUUCGACUAAAGUUCCCAUAGGAAUGCAGGCUUUGAUACAAUUAAAUAAACUUGAUUAGUGCAACGUACACAAUUAGACACAAGUGAAUACAAAUCACAGAAUAAACUGGUAUGAAUCGUAUUGAGAUUCGAAUAUCUGUAAGAUUUUUAAAGACGGAAAAAAUAUAUACCAAUAUACAAAUCUAUUAUCUUCGUUGCGAAAAGAACAGAAUCCUCUAUUUGAAAAAGAAAACAAAUGACAUAUUAUGUCGCUCGAAAUUCACGAGAAUAUUUUGUUUUGUAUUAUAUAGAUUAGUGCAUAUCCGAGAUGUAUUUUUGCGAUUUAUGCUUUUUGCUUCGAUUUUUUUGUUUCUUUAUUGAGAGAAGAAAUAUUCUUUAUUUUUGCAUGGAAACGUAUUAAAUGUUCUUAGCAAGUUUCCAAACGCAGCUGUAGUAUUAUAUCUGUAGUGGUAUUGCACAAUCUUUUUCUACUUCUUUUUGGAGUAGUUAUAGAAUUAUAUAUUUUUUUUAUUUUCCUUUUUACAAUGGACAAUAUUAGAAACGAGUGAUAACUUAAUACGUGUCGCUCUAUUCUAUAUAAUAAAUUAGGGCAGCCCAGUAUUCAAACAAAAUGUGAAAUACGUGGCGGAGGGAGAGGGAGAUGGAAAAAAUUUUUUUAACGAAUACAGAUAUAUUUGUGUAAUUUAUUUGUACUGCAAAUUGUGCAAACAAUUUAAAAAGAACACGUGUCUUUUGUAUAAAGCCUUUUUAUAUCUGCAACAAAUUUCUAACUAAUCUGACUCAAAUUUCUAAUCAAAUCUGACCCCUCCUCUAUAAAAGAAAUUUAGUUUUCGUUAAUAUACGUACAUUCCAAUUAAUUUUUCCAUUUCCGUCCUUCAUAAAAUCGAUAAAUACGAUAGAAAUCGAAAUUUUCUACUCAUAGUAGUUGACUUUAUAUAAAAACAAGGUGCAAAGAAAGAUAAUCAUGUAUUCCAUCGUCCAAAUGAAGCAGCUCCGAACGUUAGAGAUACAUGCAUAAGGAGAUUGUUACAAUGGUAAAAAAAAAAAAAAAAAAAAAUGAAACAGCUAGCCUUGACUGCAUUCUAAUGAGUUUAUAGGAUCUUGUAUGAUUUUUUUAAAAGAUCAUAAGACACUGACUAGUGCUAUCUCUUUAAUACUGAUAGUGCUUUCUUCUAUGAGAGAUGUUAUCGCGAUCGUAUAUUUAGAAUUUCAAGGCAAUAUGGUUUAGUACAGAAAUAUAAGUAAUGAAUGCCAAUUAACAUUUUGUAUUUAUUAUCUGUACUAAUGAAUGUAGAAACGUAAAUAACUUACCGUUAUUGUAUGGCACAUCCAGACAUGCGAAGCAGUUUGGAUCCAUACGUAAAUCAAACGAGCUAUGGGGACACUUUUGAGAUAGAUACUCGGAAAGGUCUUCUGAAAAUGCGCGUUACUGGUACGUUUUGCGAUCUGAAUGUAAUAUUUUGCAAGGAAUUUUUAUAAAGUAUAUAUGAGACAUAGUAUUGGAAGUUAAUAUUAUAUGGAAAACAUUUUUUAUCUAUCUUUGCAAUAACUCGCUGAUGCAAGCAGAGAUUCAAAUUAAGGGUCCCUCGAAAACAACAUGAUAAACGUUUUAUAUUUAACUCUUAAUACUUCAAUGCAAGCUGAAAAAAUGUUUUUUGUAUUAUUCCCAGACAGAUUUUAUUAAUAAUUUGAUACUAAUUAUAUUAUAUUAUAUAUAUACAUAUAUAUGCUAGUUAUUAUUAAUAUUGCAAAAAUUAUUUAUAUGCCCAUUUCCAUAAUAAAAGAUCACUUUACGUACCAGUUUUGAUGACUGAAAAUGCAUAACGCAUGAUUUAUGAUAAAAUAUAUAAUUAUGACACUA